Messenger RNA from Phyllostomus discolor (pale spear-nosed bat), 2148 nucleotides. It is a transcript of the gene SLC6A19, whose product is annotated as solute carrier family 6 member 19. The record is from RefSeq and is a predicted model, not a curated record. The coding region runs from base 150 to 2051 and encodes 633 amino acids. Gene Ontology annotation, cellular component: plasma membrane. Gene Ontology annotation, biological process: sodium ion transmembrane transport. Lineage: Eukaryota; Metazoa; Chordata; Mammalia; Chiroptera; Phyllostomidae. The transcript has 12 exons.
GCCCUUCAGAUCUGCUGACGCUUUCUUUCGGCCUAGGUGCUUGGGGUGAGGUGCCAAAGGUUCCCUAUAAAGUACCGGGGCUCUGGCUUUGUCCACUCGCCAUCCAGCUCCUGUCCUGCUCUGCCCAGAGGGAGCUGCCCGUGACCACCAUGGUGAGGCUUGUACUGCCCAACCCGGGCCUGGAGGACCGAAUCCCCUCUCUGGGGCAGCUGGAGGUCAUGGAGAAGGAGGAGGCCGGCUCUCGGCCCAAGUGGGACAACAAGGCCCAGUACAUGCUCACCUGCGUGGGCUUCUGCGUGGGCCUGGGCAACGUGUGGCGCUUCCCGUACUUGUGCCAGAGCCAUGGCGGAGGAGCAUUCAUGAUCCCGUUCCUCAUCUUGCUGAUUGUGGAGGGCGUCCCCUUGCUGCACCUGGAGUUCGCCAUCGGGCAGCGACUGCGCAAGGGCAGCGUGGGCACCUGGAGCUCCAUCCACCCAGCCCUGAAAGGUGUAGGGAUUGCGUCCAUGUUCGUGUCCUUCAUGGUGGGCCUCUACUACAACACCAUCAUCGCCUGGGUCAUGUGGUACUUCUUCAACUCCUUCCAGGAGCCCCUGCCUUGGAGCUCGUGCCCGCUCAACGACAACAGGACAGGCUAUGUGGAGGAGUGCACCCGCAGCUCAGCCGUGGACUACUACUGGUACCGGGAGACGCUCAACAUCUCGACCUCCAUCAGCGACUCUGGCUCUGUGCAGUGGUGGAUCCUGCUCUGCCUGACCUGUGCCUGGAGUGUCCUCUACGUGUGCACCAUCCGUGGCAUCGAGACCACCGGCAAGGCUGUGUACAUCACCUCGACACUGCCCUAUGUCGUCCUGACCAUCUUCCUCAUUCGGGGCCUUACCCUGAAGGGAGCCACCAACGGCAUCGUCUUCCUCUUCACACCCAACAUCACGGAGCUGGCCAACCCGGUGACUUGGCUGGAUGCAGGGGCCCAGGUCUUCUACUCCUUCUCGUUGGCCUUCGGGGGCCUCAUCUCCUUCUCCAGCUACAACUCUGUCCACAACAACUGUGAGAUGGACUCGGUGAUUGUGUCCGUCAUCAACGGCUUCACAUCCGUGUACGCAGCCACCGUGGUCUACUCCAUCAUCGGCUUCCGAGCCACAGAGCGUUAUGAUGACUGCUUCAGCCAGAACAUCCUGACGCUCAUCAACGGGUUCGACCUGCCUGAAGGCAACGUCACCCAGGAGAACUUCUUGGAAGUGCAGCAGUGGUACAACAACACUGACCCCGUGGCCUUCGCCCAGCUGAAGUUCCAGACCUGUGACAUGAACUCUUUCCUGUCAGAGGGCGUGGAGGGCACGGGACUGGCGUUCAUUGUCUUCACGGAAGCCAUCACCAAGAUGCCGGUGUCCCCACUGUGGUCCGUGCUCUUCUUCAUCAUGCUCUUCUGCCUGGGCCUGUCCUCCAUGUUUGGGAACAUGGAAGGUGUGGUUGUGCCCCUGCAGGACCUCAAAGUCAUCCCGGAAAAGUGGCCCAAGGAGGUGCUUACAGGCCUCAUCUGCUUGGGGUCGUACUUCAUCGCGUUCAUCUUCAGCCUGAACUCCGGCCAGUACUGGCUCUCCCUGAUGGACAGCUAUGCCGGCUCCAUCCCUCUGCUCAUCAUCGCCUUCUGCGAGAUGUUCGCCGUGGUCUACGUGUAUGGCGUGGACAGGUUCAACAAGGACAUUGAGUUUAUGAUCGGCCACAAGCCCAACAUCUUCUGGCAAAUUACAUGGAGAGUGGUCAGCCCACUGCUCAUGCUGGUCAUCUUCUUGUUCUUCUUCGUGGUCAAGGUCAAUGAAGAGCUGACGUACAGCGUCUGGGACCCUUCCUAUGAGGAAUUUCCCAAGUCCCAGAAGGUCUCAUACCCAGACUGGGUGUACGCCGUGGUGGUCUUCAUUGCUGGGGUGCCCUGCCUCACUAUCCCCUGCUUUGCCAUCUUCAAAUUCAUCAGGAACUACUGCCAGAGGGAAAAAAACCAGCAGCUGAUCAGUGCCCAGUCCACAGCCUCUAUGAAUGGAGACCUGAAGUAUUGAGCACAGUGUCCACGGCUGCACACGUGCAUGUUCAUAUGCAUGUGUGAGCAUGUGAGUGUGCGCAUGGGAGAGAGUGUACAUGUAGGUGUGCACAUAU